AUGCCUUUCCUUGACCACCUCCUCACCUACAAGAUCACAGCUUACAACACUAGGCACCAAAGAGGAAGAAAGCUUAGUGUUGGAGGGCUCAUCACACCUAUCUUGUGUGCUGCUGGAGUAAACCCAACUGAUAGGAGAGCUACUGAACCAGAGGAGCCUGAGCUCGAUCGAGUUGAGUCUGAGCUGAUCGAGCUGAGGAUCGAGCUGAAAUCAGGUCCAGGGAGCGCUGACUUGGGUGAGCCUGAGUGCUACUACUUUGAGGAGUAUGAGGCUCCAAGGAUGAACCCCUCUGUUGUGGCUGCCCACAAGAGGAUUGGACUUCUCCAAAAGUUCAACAAAGUGGCAAGGGAAAGCCAUGAGAAGAUGCAAAAGUCCAUGGACAAGAUGGUGAGCAAGAUCAAAAGUUUGGAGAAGAAGGUUUCUGGUUCUUCAAGCAAGAAGAAGUCCAAGGCCCCCACUUUCCCUAGGAGUAGUCACUCCUCACCACCCAAGAAGGCUCCCUGCCCAAGAGCCUCACAGAGCCUCUUCUUUCGAGCCAAGGAGAAGGAGAGACAACACGCAGAGAAGGAGGAAGAGUUCCAAGGCCAGACGCUCCAGCUCGACCACCGGACUCGAUCGAUACCAGGACUUCUCUCAGAGCUGGACUCCCUACAACCGCUUCGAGCGAGCACAAGCUCCACCAAGGCCAAGGAAGCCACACCCACUUUGAAGAUGAAGAAGAGAGGAGAGGAGCCACAAGCUCGAUCGAGUGAGCCGAACCCAGUUGAGUGGAGUGCUCCUGAUGGCCGUCUCCCAUCUCCAGACCACGACCUAGCCUCCCAGUUCUUUGGGGGCACUGAGGUCUUUUGGAGCAUUCUGGAGCAUAUGGGACAUAAGGAGCAUGGAGGGACUUGGCGCAUGGAAGCAGCUCAACUGGACACGCAAAGGAAGAAGGGAGAAGCCAUCUUGAAGACCAGCUCGACCGUCUACUCGACCAACCGGUCGAGUUCCUCAACUCGACCGGCCAAGCUUCAACUCGAUCGAGCUGGGGAGUCAAAGUCAAACCCGAAAAAUGUUGCUUCCCCCUUGACUUUCCUUUGA
Messenger RNA from Microthlaspi erraticum, 1080 nucleotides. Lineage: Eukaryota; Viridiplantae; Streptophyta; Magnoliopsida; Brassicales; Brassicaceae. The record is from the annotation of a GenBank genome assembly.